AUGGCUGAGGGCGGGCGCCCAGCGCUGCGCCUGCGCCACCGCUGCCAACGCGCGGCCGAACGCGGGGCUUCGCUGAGGGGGACCGGGGAGUCGCGUGGGGCCUCCCCGGAGCUGCCCGGCGCUGGCAAGAGUGGUAGUGCGGGGGGCUGUGAGCCCUCACUGGGGUCUUUUUCUGUCAGGGGGUUGCUCUCCGUCGCUCCCCCACACGUCGAAAUGGUUCUUUGUCCCGAUAUUGAAGGCUCCGCGCUGGACGGAGCAGCUCACGGGGGAAAAAAAAUUCCCGCUGGGCAGAGGGAUGGUCCUUCAGCAGGUUGCCGUGGGCAGCGUUGCCCGAGCUCCUGCUGUAGCAGUGGUGGUGGUGUGAGAAGAGCACGUGGGAAAUUACAGCUCCUUUUUCGAGAGUGGCUGACACAGCUGAUCGAUGCUCAGGGAGCCCGAAUCAGGCCAAACCAGGCCAGGAUGCCCUGCGGCUCCACUUCCAUGAGGGGUGCUUAUCUUAUGCCAGAUUCAGGCCGUCCAAAUAAGCUUCAAUACGGAUGGAGGCGGGACAGGCUGGGUUCGGGGGAGCUGUGGCUAGCGGACAGCUCCCUGCCGUACCCCCCGCGGGGCCGUGCUCGCAGGAGGGCGCCGCACGGUGACGGCCCCAGUCCCCGCCCCGUCCCGCGGCGCUGCCUCCCGGCCGGCCCGGCCCCGGGGGCGCGGCGAUCGGACGCGAGGCCGCCCCCCCCCCCGUCCCUCCUCCCUCAGACCCCGCGCGGCUGCUCGCAGCGCCUCAGCGCCCGCCCGGUCGCCGGCAUGGCCCGGCGCGCGGCCGCCUGCCUGCUGCUGCUGUGCUGCGCUCUGCCGCUGGGCUCUGCCCGCGCCGCCCCGCAGAGGACGCCGUCGUUCGGCGGGCGCGUGGCGGAGAACCGCCCGGCGGGCACGCGCGUGCAGGGGCUCAGCGUCCCCCUGACGCGCCUGGGCGCCCCGUCGUGGUGUGCCCAGGUGCGGGGCCGCCGCUGGCGCCUGCAGCUCCUGGGCGAGGGCCACGCGCACUUCCAGGCGGCGCUGCACGCCCGCACCGCCCGCGUCUGGCUGCGCACCCGCCGCCCGCUGGACCGCGAGGCGCGCCCGCUCUACGCCCUCCGCCUGGCCUUGCGCUGCGCCCGCCGCCCCGCCGCGCCGGCCGCGCCGCUGGCCGCCCUCACCGUCCGCGUGCUGGACGCCAACGACAACGCCCCGCGCUUCGUCGGCGCCCGCCCCGCGCGGCUCCGCCUGGACGAGACGCUGCCGCUCGGCUCCGCCGUGUGGCGGGCGCGCGCCGAGGACGCAGACGCGGGUGCCAACGCCGAGCUGCGCUACUUCGCCCUCCCGCCCAGCGAGCACUUCUUCGUGGUGCCGCGUAGCGGGAGCGUGCUGCUCGUCCGCUCCCUGCUCCACCUGCGCGCCCCCAUCCCGCUGCGCCUCUACGCGCGGGACCGCGGCCGCCCGGCGCUACUCAGCGCCCCGCUCGAGCUCGAGGUGCUGCCGCAGGCCAAGCGUCUGCCCCCGCCGCCCGGCCCCGCCGACGGCCCUCAGCGCCGUCGCCGGGCCCCUUCGCUGUCACCGCCGGUGCCCGAGGACGCCCGCCCCGGCCGCCCCCUGGGCCGCUUCGAGCCGGCGGCCCCGGCCGUCGAGGAGUCAGCGCUGCCUGUGGAGACGGAGAGCGGCGCGGCGCGGCCGGCUGCCCGCCUGCACGGCCCAGGGGCGGCCGGCGGAGAGCGCCUGGGGCGCGGCCCGGAGCAGCAAGGAAAAGAUCAGUACUUGUUGCACUUAGCACUUACUGCGACAGAUGCAAACGACAAUGUACCUGAAUGGGCCAUGGAGCCCUUCCCGUUCUUGGCUGUGGUUUCUCCUCAAGCUGCCAAAGGUACUCAAGUAUACAAGCUGCUUGCAGUGGAUGCAGAUGAAGGGAUCCAUGGAACUGUAGAAUAUUUUCUCUUGGAAGGUGGAGAAGACAGAUUUGAAGUCGAGAGGGACACAGGCUGGAUUAAAACGACAGGUUUGCCAUUGGUGAGGAACAAGGAGUAUUUACUGACUGUACUGGCAGCAGAUAAACUUGGAAACAAAGGGUCUCCAGCCUCUGUUUCUAUAAUUGCUGGAUUUCGACCACCGCAGUUCAGCAACAUGUCAUACUUUGUUCAUGUUCCUGAAAGUAUGGCACAAAGAAAAUCCUUUCUUCGAGUCACUGCUAUAUCAUAUCAAAACAAAUCCCUGAGCUACAGUUUGCUAACUAAUCCGAGUGGUCUGUUCAGCAUUGGUCAGGCAACAGGGGAUAUCAGCUUAACUCGGAAUGUGGAUUAUGAGAGUGACCAACACCAGUAUCUUCUGUUGGUCAGAGCAGAGGAAAACGAGGAACAGCUCAGUAGCGCAGCUGAGGUUUCAGUUGUAAUCACAGAUGUGAAUGAUUGUGCCCCAGAAUUUCAUCAGUCAAUCUACAGCAAAGUUAGUGUUCCUGAAACAGUUACUAGGACAACUGCACUUCUACAAGUGACAGCCACUGACUGUGAUUCAAAAGAGAAUGCCGAAAUAUUAUAUUACUCUUUGAGUCCAGACUUUAGUAUUACUUCUCAUGGUACUAUAUUUCCAGCAACAAAAUUGGACUAUGAGCGACCUAACCAUCUGUAUGAGUUCAUAAUUAUGGCUGUGGAUAAAGGAGAGGAGCCGAAGACUGGGACAGCAACUGUUAGGAUUCAGAUUUCAAAUGUAAAUGAUGAAGCACCUGAGUUUUCCCAGACAACCUACAGGAGUUUUGUUUCUGAAGAUGCAGGCCCAAAUACACUGGUUGCUACAGUUAAUGCUGUAGACCCUGAUGGAGAUGGUGUGAACUAUGAUAUUCUAUCUGGGAGUCAAAAAGGAAAUUUUGUUAUUGACCCAAAGAAAGGGCUAGUUAGACUUCAUUCAAGUCCAUUUCCAAAGUUGCAUGGGACAGAGUACAUACUUAAUGUCACAGCUACUGAUGAUAAUGCCUCCGGAGGGACCUGUUUUCUUACAAGUACUGCUCAGGUUAUUGUGAAAAUCGAUGAUGUCAACAACAACAAACCUGUCUUUCAGAAGUGUCAGUAUUAUCGGGAACAUGCUUCCGUAUUGGAAAACCACUCUUCAGGGACAGUUGUACUGCAAGUUGAAGCCACUGAUGCUGAUGAAGGAGCCAGUGGUAUAGUGAAAUAUGGCUUGAUGCACAGAGAUGGUAUCCUACCAGCAUUUAGUAUUCAUCCUGACACAGGAGUUCUGACAACUAUUCAGGUAUUUGAUCGAGAAAAACAGAGGGAAUAUUCUAUCAUUCUGACAGCAACAGACCAGGCAGCAGAACCACUCAUUGGAAUAUGUCAGAUAAAUGUUAGCAUUCUGGACCAAAAUGACAAUGAUCCCAGAUUUGAAAACACCCACUAUGAAUAUUUCCUAAGAGAAGACACAAGAGUUGGGACCAGCUUUCUUCAUGUUGCAGCCCAUGAUGAUGACUACGGCUCAAAUGCUGUCAUUACAUACUCCAUAGCGAAUGAAGAACCAGAUUAUUUACAAAUUAACUCUACUACAGUCUGGAUGUUUGUCAACCAACCCAUAUCUCAGAGAUCAUCUAUAAUUCAAGAGAUUAUUGCUACAGAUGGAGGUAAUAGGAGCAGUAAAGUUGAACUUGUGGUAACUAUUACCAGUGCAAAAAAACAGCCUCCACAGUGGGAAAGGGACAGCUAUGAAGUUGUUAUUCCAGAGAAUACUACACGGGAUACGUCAGUUUUGACAAUCAAAGCAACUUCUCCCCUUGGCAAUCCCCGUGUGACUUACAACCUAGAAGAGGGACUUGUUCCGGAAACCAACAUGCCAGUUCGUUUCUACUUGACUCCAAACAGAGAUGAUGGUUCUGCUUCAAUCCUGGUAGCUGAGCCACUGGAUUAUGAAACUACAAAGAGCUUUCUGCUGAGAGUUCGAGCACAGAAUGUUGCUGCAGUUCCCUUGGCAGCAUUCACUAUGGUCUAUAUUAAUGUAACAGAUGUCAAUGACAAUGUCCCAUUCUUCACUUCAUCUGUUUAUGAAGCCUCAGUGGCAGAGGGAGCUGAUGUUGGGACAUUUGUCAUUAAGGUCUCUGCCACCGACCUUGACCUUGGUCAGAAUGGUGAGAUAAUUUAUUCUCUGUUACAUGACCGCAGCAGAGACUACACACGUUUUCACUUGGACUCGCAGACAGGUUCAAUAUACACUACCUCAGUGUUUGAUAGAGAGAAGAAGAGGUCCUAUCUCUUAGAAGUCAAGUCAGUAGAUGGCUCUGAAUCAGCUCGACCUGGAAAACAUGGGAGGCCAAACUCUGACAUGGCCUACGUGCACGUUUUUAUCACCGAUGUGAAUGAUAACAAGCCUGUCUUCUCUCAGAGUGUCUAUGAGGUAAACGUGGAUGAAGAUCAGGAUGUAGGCUCACCUAUCAUUACAGUCAGUGCUAAGGAUGAAGAUGAAGGAACAAAUGCUAAGUUACGUUAUCAGAUCACUGCUGGAAACACAGGAGGAGAGCUUAAUGUAGAAGCAGAAACAGGAACUAUUUUUGUUGCCCAGCCAUUGGAUUAUGAAGAAACAAAAAUACAUGAGAUACACUCGUUGGCUUCUGAUGGGAAAUGGGAAGAUUAUGCAGUUAUCAUCAUCAAUGUCAUGAAUAAAAAUGAUGAGUCUCCAGUUUUCUCUAUCAAUGAAUACUAUGGAAGUAUAAUUGAGGAACUGGAUGGGUUAUCAGUCUUCGUACUUCAGGUUAUGGCAAAUGAUCCUGAUAGCAAUGUGGAUGAAGGAGAUUUGAGAUACUCAUUGCAUGGGCAUGGUGCAGCUGAUACUUUCACAAUAGAUGAGAACACUGGAAGCAUUUAUGCACACAGGAUGCUGGAUCGGGAAGAAAAAGCACUGUGGAGAUUUGUUGUAUUGGCUACUGAUGAAGGUGGAGAUGGACUUACGGGAUUUGCUGAUGUGAUUAUUAAUGUGUGGGAUAUAAAUGACAAUGCACCUUUCUUCACGUGCAUGCCUGAUGAUUGCAAUGGAAGUGUCUUUGAAGAUUCUCCUGCAGAUACAUUAGUCAUGGCAAUGAGUGCAGUUGACCGUGAUGAUCCAAAUGUAGGUCUUAAUGCUGUUCUGACUUACAGAAUUACAGGGAAUGUAAAAAAUGAGUUUGGUACUGACAUGUUUAGUAUCAAUCCCAGUACUGGUACAAUCCAUGUAGUGGGGGGAGUGCUUGAUAGAGAAAGGACUGCAAAUUAUUUUCUUACUGUUGAAGCAAGAGAUGGGGGAGGGCCAACAGGAACUGGCACUGCCACUAUCUGGAUUGCAGAUGUCAAUGACCAUGUACCUAGAUUCACAAAAAAGUUGUGGCAGGCAACAAUUCCUGAAAACAGUGCCAUCGACUCAGAAGUUCUGCAAGUGUCUGCUGCAGAUGCAGAUGCUGGGGAAAACGCUCACUUAACAUUCAGUAUCAUCAGGGGAGACCCAGAUCAGAAGCUUUUUAUUGAGAAUGACAAAGAAUGGCAAUGUGCCACUAUCCGACUGAAAAAAUUGGAUUUUGAGAAGGCACAUGAAAGGCAGUUUAAUCUUACUAUUAAAGUGGAAGAUCUUGAUUUUUCUAGUACUGCUGUUUGCCUGAUUGAAGUUGAAGACUCUAAUGACCACAGCCCAGUUUUCCCUUUUCAAUUUAUUCAGACAAAACCUUUUUUUGAAAAUAUGCCUGCAGGUACUACAGUAACCACAGUGAGAGCUACAGACAAAGAUUCUGGUUUGAAUGGGAACAUUAUAUAUUCUAUAAAGUCAAAUUCAGAUCCUUUGAGACAGUUUGCAGUUGACAAACAUGGUCAUGUGAUUGUGGCAAAUAAACUAGAUCGUGAGGUCAUUCAGAAAUAUAGUUUAAUUGUGCAAGCUUCAGAUCAAGGGAUGCCCGCCCAAACUGGAAGUGUUACAGUUUUGAUUAACUUGCUUGAUGUUAAUGACAAUGGACCAGAGUUUGAGGCACCAUACCUGCCUGUCGUUUGGCAAAAUGCAUUGAGGCCUGAAAUAGUGCAUAUGAACCAUACCUCAAAGCUGCUUCAUGCAUUUGAUCCAGACAGUGAGGAAAAUGGGCCACCUUUUACAUUUUCGUUGCCACGAGAUUACCAGAAUUCUUUGGAUUUUUCUCUUACUGACAACAGAAAUAACACGGCAACCAUAACUGCUUUGAGGUCCUUUGACAGAGAAAAGCAGAAGGUGUUUCAUCUGCCAAUAGUUAUAGCGGAUAGUGGGAUUCCAGCUAUGAGCUCUACAAACACCCUAACUAUAACAAUUGGUGAUGAAAAUGACAACUGCCAUGAAUCUGGCCACAAGGAAAUAUAUGUGUGCAGUAACAAAGGAAAAUGGUCAACAACAGCGCUUGGGGAAGUGUUUGCACCAGAUCAGGAUGACUGGGACAAUAAAACAUUUCUCUUUGAAGGAAAACUGCUCAAAUCUUUCAGGUUAAAUCAGAGGACUGGUUCUUUGAUGAUGGUGGAUAAUGCUCCUGAAGGAAUACACAGUUUAAAAGUUAGAGUUUCUGAUGGAGUUUGGCCUGAUGUAAUAUCUACAGUACAAAUCCAUGUCAAAGAGCUGGAAGAUGAAGCCAUACAAAACUCAGCCACUGUGCGUCUAUCAGAUGUCACAGCAGAGGAGUUCAUACAGAGAGAUAAACAUGGCAAAAACAGAUAUGUCAAGUUCAAGGAAUUACUAGCAAAAAUGUUAUCAGUUCAGCUUAGUGAUAUCAUUGUCUUCAGUUUGAUGAACGUUGAUGGAAAACAGGCAGAUGUACGAUUUGCAGUCCUUGAUGGCUCAGCAUAUUACAGACCUGAGAAACUGCAUGCUGAGAUGGCAGCGUUUAAAAAUGAGAUCCAGUCAGCUUUACAAGCGAGCAUUUCGCAGAUCGAUGUAGAUGAAUGUAGGAGUGCAAACUGUAGUGAGGGCAAUGGUUGUACAAACUACCUCAGUGUGAGCGACAUCCCCACAGUGAUGGAUACUGGAAGUGUCUCAUUUGCCUCUGUAACAAUCACCGUCAGUGCAGUCUGCACUUGCUCAGCUAGGGACCGAGUUCAUCAGUCUUGUUCCUCCUACUCUCGAAGCCCUUGUCUCAAUGGUGGGAUGUGUAUUGACACUUUGAAUGGUUACAGAUGUCUAUGCCCUGCUUCGUUUCAUGGACCAGACUGCCAGCAGACUAAGCACAGUUUCCAUGGAAAUGGUUAUGCAUGGUUUCAUCCCAUCAGGCCUUGUUUUGAAAGCUCACUUUCUCUAGAGUUUAUUACUGCAGUUCCAGAUGGACUUCUAUUAUACAGUGGUCCUUUAUCAAAUCCAGAACCUGGGAGUACAGAAAACUUCAUUGCAAUAGAACUCACCAGUGGCAUUCCUGUGCUGAAGAUGAGCCAUGGCUCAGGUUCUGUGAUACUGCAGUUUCCAAGUCACCUGAAUGUAACAGACAAAAAGUGGCAUCAACUGGAAGUGAGAACCAAUGGUCAGGAUGUUCGAUUCACUUUGGAUCAUUGCAGUACGGCUGUUAUUUCAGAGAUAGAAGGAGUAGGCAAAUGGCUGUCUACCGAAGAUCGUACAAAUUAUGAAGUCUUUGGGUCUGUUCCACGAAGGGCAAGAUAUUUGAAUGUGAACCAUGUUCUUCAGCUGGGUGGUGUAAAAGAAUCGUUACCAUAUUCCUACUCACAAUUGCUACACAAACACUUUACUGGUUGUUUGCGCAAUUUCAUCUUGGAUACUCAGGUAUAUGACCUUCAAUCUCCUGCAGAAUCCCUGAAUAGCUUCCCUGGCUGCACACUUAUGGAUGGGAGCUGUGAGACCAUGGGGUCGUCUUCCUGUGGUGUUCAUGGGAGGUGCCUUGGAGACUGGGGCUCAUUUGCUUGUCAUUGUUUGCCUGGUUACUAUGACUAUCGAUGUGAUAAAGUUGCCAAAGAAUAUAUGUUUGGGCCAGGAAGUCACAUUCGCUAUCAACUUCCCAUCAGCAUGCCUGCCCGCAGGACACGGUUUGAAGCUAUGAUUAGGACACGGCAGCCUGACAGUGUCAUCACAAGCAUGUUGUCUCGAAAUAAGGAUGAACAUAUAACCCUGCAGGUUGUUCAGGGAUUCUUAGUGGUCUCAUAUAAUCUAGGUGAUGGAGACUAUUCUGUGAGGCUUCCCUCCUACAACAUUGAUAACGGUGAAUGGCAUCGUAUCACACUGGACAGAAAUGGAAAUGAAUUUACUCUUCUCCUUUAUGAAGGAGGUGGGAAGAAAGAAAUUCUGAAAGCAGCAGGAGUAUACAAAGAGAUUGUGAUUGACCCCAGCAGUUUAGUCCUUGGAAACACAUUCAAUCUAAACAAGAGUUUUCAAGGAUGUAUGAAAGAUGUCAGAUUUAAUAACUACAGGAUCCCACUGGAUACUCACACAAAGGAGCUGGUGUCAGUAUUAAGCGCCCAAAGCAUCAAAGAAGGCUGUUCUUCAGAGGCUUGCAGGAAUAACCCUUGUAACCAGGAAUUUAUUUGUAUUGAUUUGUGGAUGAUGCAUGAAUGCAGUUGCCCUCCAGGACACAUGAUCAUGGAGAAUGCCUCUGGUAGACAGUGUGUCUACACUGCAUGUGCUAAAAGGCCCUGUAACUAUGGUACCUGCAUCUCGCAGUCACCAACCACGUUCCAAUGUCACUGCCCUGAUGGCUAUACUGGACGUAACUGUGAAAUCACACUGGCGAUCUUUCACAAGGACACAGGCCUGACCUUUAGUUCCAUGCUUGCCAUCUGCAUUUGUUUUUUGGCACUGUUAGUUCUGUUCAGUGCUAUAUUCUUGUGGGCUCGCUGGAAGAGUCACAAAGGUGUGAAUGGAGGCGUAUACCAUGUAUCGGCCCCUCACGAUGAUUUGCAGGACAUCAGAGAAAGUAACCUCAACUACAGUGAAGAAGGGGGUGGGGAACAAGACCAAGAUGCAUACAACAUGGCAGAACUGCAGGUGUCUAUUCAAACCAGCCCAGCCUAUUUCCUCUACAAGAAGAAAGAAAAAGCAACAAAACUGAACAGCUUCUUUAGUGGUGCGUCCCCAAGCAUGCAGGAGCAGACCAAAUCAUCAGUGCCUACGAAAGUCUCUUUUUCUAGGGCAGACUUUGGUUAGUACUUGUCAGAUGUUAGAAAUGCUGACCACACUCCCUGUGACUCGCUGCAAGUGUUUUACACCGAAGGAAAAGGCUCAGUCGCUAGCAGUCUCAGUGCUCUGAGUUCCUCUGACCUGGAUGAGGGUAUAAUGUGUGAUGACAUUAAAUAGUGGGGACCAAAGUUUGAGAAACUAAGCGAACUGUACUUGCAUACAGAUGCAGAAGACCUGUAG
Messenger RNA from Cygnus atratus (black swan), 9330 nucleotides. Its product is annotated as neural-cadherin-like. Gene Ontology annotation, biological process: adherens junction organization; homophilic cell-cell adhesion; cell-cell junction assembly. The record is from RefSeq and is a predicted model, not a curated record. NCBI's taxonomy places the organism in Eukaryota, Metazoa, Chordata, Aves, Anseriformes, Anatidae. Gene Ontology annotation, cellular component: catenin complex; plasma membrane; adherens junction. Gene Ontology annotation, molecular function: cadherin binding; calcium ion binding.